AUGGUGGGGAAAAUCGUGGUUUCGUUAGUAUCGUUGAUUCUUCUAGUUGGUGUGAUAAUUGGGGUUGUGGUGGUUGUGAACAAAAAUGGAGACAGCAAAGAACAUGAAAGCACAAAAGUUCAAAUGAAGAAAGUGCAUGAGUUUUGUCAGUCUACUGAAUUCAAAGAUCAAUGUGCUAAGUCACUUGAAAGUGUAGCUAAAAAUGAGUCAGCUACAGUUCAGGAUUACCUUGUAGCUGCCUUCCAAAACACACUUGAUGAAGUGAAAAAGGGUCUAGCUGAGGCUGGAAAGACUAAUGUGAACAAAGAGAGUGACCCUUACAAUCAUAUGGCUGUUGAUGAUUGCAAGCAGCUCUUGCAAUUCGCUAUCGACGAGCUACAGAAUGCACUCGACUUGGUUGGGGAAACUGACACUGAGUCACUCCAUGAGUAUACCCUUGAUCUGUUGAAUUGGAUUGGAGGAGUUUACUCUUACCAAAGCAUAUGCCUUGAUGCUAUUGAAAAGCCAGAAUACAAAUCAGCUAUUGAAAACGGACUAAUGAACGCUACUCAGCUCACCAAUAACGCUAUCAGCAUCCUAGCAAAGAUGGCUGAUGUGUUGAAAUCAUUCAACAUUCAAAUCCCUGAAGGUUUUCUGGAUGGUAACAGCAACAGCUCUCCUCAUCGUCGUCUGUUGGAUUUGAACAAGGUGGAUCAGGACGGUUAUCCAACAUGGUUCAAGGCUGCUGACCGUAAGCUAUUGGAGAAAAGCUCAAAGAAAGGAAAAGGAAAAGGAAAAGGAAAAGGAAAGGGCAAAGGUGGUGCUGCUCCAGGAGGAGGUCCUCCACUUCACCCAGUCGGAUCAGGUCCAUUAACUCCUCAUGCAGUGGUUGCCAAGGAUGGAAGCGGCAAAUUUAAGACUGUUACCGAUGCUCUCAAGGCUUACCCAGCAAACCAUCAAGGUAGAUACAUUAUCUACAUCAAGGCUGGUGUUUACGUCGAACAGGUCCUUGUUGACAAAAAGCAACCAAACGUCUUCAUGUAUGGUGACGGUGCAGGGAAAACCAUCAUCUCCUGUGACAAAAAUUUUGGACUGAUGAAAAUCACCACCAUGAAUACUGCUACAGUAGGUGUUAACAGCGAGGGAUUCAUAGCUAAAGGAAUUACAUUCCGCAACACUGCUGGUCCAGAUGGGCAACAAGCUGUUGCACUUAGGAUCUCCGGAGACAGGGGAGCAGUAUUCGACUGCAGCAUAGAGGGAAACCAAGACACCCUAUACUACCAAACAUUCCGCCAAUUCUACCGCAACUGUGUAAUCUCUGGUACCAUUGAUUUCAUCUUCGGUAGGGGAUCAGCUGUGAUCCAGAACAGUGAGAUCAUUUUGAGGAGGCCUAGAGGCACUAGCAAGAACACCGUCACAGCUGAUGGAAGGGAAUUAGCUGGACAAAUUGGUGGGGUAGUAUUGCAGAACUGCAAAAUCGUACCAGAACAAUCAUUCUUCGCAGAUAGGUUCAAAUUUGAAAACUACUUAAUGCGCCCAUGGAAGCCAUACUCCACCAAUGUUUUUAUGGAAUCCGAAAUUGGUGACCUCAUUAGGCCUGAGGGAUAUAUGUUGUGGGAUCCUAAAACUAAAUACGAAGAGACAUGUGAACCUUAUGAAUAUGCAAACAGAGGACCUGGUGCUAACACUAACCAAAGGAGCAAACUCUUCAAGAAGUUCAAGGUUCUUAGCCCACAGGAAGCUACUAAAUACACUGUUGGCACUUUCCUUCAAGGUAAUGCAUGGUUGCCUGGAACCAGUGCACCUUUCUACCCCGGUCUUGGUGGAAAAUAGAUCAUCAUCACAAACAAACAUUCAUCAUUUACCUACUUCUCAACCACGGACUCGACCCCCCCCCCCCCACCUCCUCCUAUAAUUCAAUAUUCUUUCAUUUUUUGUUGGAGAAGCUAGCAUCCUUUUUUU
Messenger RNA from Solanum dulcamara, 1941 nucleotides. RefSeq names its product pectinesterase 4. NCBI's taxonomy places the organism in Eukaryota, Viridiplantae, Streptophyta, Magnoliopsida, Solanales, Solanaceae. Gene Ontology annotation, biological process: cell wall modification. The transcript has a single exon. Gene Ontology annotation, molecular function: pectinesterase activity; pectinesterase inhibitor activity. The record is from RefSeq and is a predicted model, not a curated record. Bases 1 to 1812 code for a protein of 603 amino acids.